AGAUUUUACAUUUGUGCAUUUGGCAGAUGCUUUUAUCCUCUAGAAAGUACAAAAAGUCCUUCUGUUUCGCAUGAAGUAGCCUAUUGAAAGGUUGACAAAAGCCCUGUGGUAGUAUUGGUGGUUUGUAAUUAAACAACUUCCUGGAAAUGUAAUUAUGACAUAUAUAAUAAUAAACAAAUGAUAAACAAAUGCUGUAUGUUACUGCAUGUGAAAUGUUGCUGCCUGAAAUGAGAACGAAGUCUGAAGUCUUGGUGAGUAGUUUUGUUUUAUCUAUUCACUUAUUUCACUUAUUUGCAUUUACAGACUAAAAAAAUCUUGUUGCUUUUCUUGUUUAAAAAACCUUUACAUUUAAUAAAGGGAGUUUUUUUGUCUCAAUAUUUUGUCUGAAAGUCUUGAUAUGCUCGGACCAGAUAGUCAUCCCUCUCCAGAAAAAUCAGCCUGUGUGGUGAUUGCUUCACACAAGUGCUCAUCCAUGAUGUACAUCGAUUAAAUGUGAUUGCUAACAGGACAAUAAUUCUUAAGACACAAAGAUUUCAAAUAUGAUUGUAACAGACACUCCCACCUUGUAUCUCUCCAUAUACAUCAUUGCAUUCCUGAUCGGCCUCCCUAAUGCAGUACUGGCAUUCUUCUGUUGCAUCCGCAAGAUCCGCAGUAAACCUCUCCCUAUUGACAUAAUCAUGUUGAACCUUGUGAUUUCUGACCUCUUCUUCCUCACCUUCCUCCCUGUGAAGAUGAAAGAGGCAGCAGAUAAUAUGUUCUGGAAUAUGCCGUAUAUCCUGUGUCAUCUUAAUCUGUUCCUGUUCCUAAUGCCACUUUACGGUAGCAGCCAGUUUUUGGCGGCGAUUAGCACUGAGCGUUAUGUAUGCGUCGCUUUCCCAGUAAAAUACAAGAAUCCGAGGAGAAUCACUUAUACGAUACUAAUAUGUAUUGCUAUCUGGAUGUUCAUUUUAGUAACUGCUGUUUUUACUCACAGGGUUGCAUACGGCGGUUCUGAUAACGGCACAGUACCUCAACUGUGUUACACUAACUUUACACAUGUUCAACUCCAAAAUUUGCUCAAAAUGCGAUUGGCUUUUGUAGCAGCGUUUUUCUGUAUACCCCUCAUCAUUUGCUGCUUUUGUUACAUCAAUACCAUUCGUAUUUUGUUAAAGCUUCCUCUUAUUAAACGUUGUCGAAGGCUCCGGGCCAUAGGACUGGCUCUCGGGACGCUGCUUGUGUUCGCUCUUUGUUUUGGACCUUUCAACGCAUCACACAUUGUGGGCUACAUUACACAAGACGAUCCGAAGUGGCGCAUGCACACUUUAACUUUCAACACUUUAAAUGCAUGUUUUGAUGUUAUUAUUUUUCACUGCAUCUCUUACGAGAUGAGAUUGGCAUUUAAGGUCUGUGCAAAAGGUUUUAUUCAGUUUUAUGUUCGUAUAAAAAGUUUUUUUAAAUGUUGCUGUCGUACUUAAAUAAAUUGUACAGAACACAUAUGUAACGAUAUAAGGCAUACUGGUCAAAAAUGUCACUAGUUUUCACCAUGCUGUUUCCUUUCAAAAGUACACCAUUAAGAGUGCAUAUAGAUAUUGCAUACAUAUUGGCACCCAGUGUUGGGGAAAGUUACUUUUAAAAGUAAUGCAUUACAAUAUUAAGUUACUCCCCAAAAAAGUAACUAAUUGCAUUACUUAGUUACUUUCCAUGGAAAGUAAUGCUUACGUUACUUUUACGUUACUUUCCGUUACUUUUUCUUACUUGGCUGAGGCUUGAUCUCUUUCAGACCUUGCAGGUGUUUUUUUGAUCGCAAAAAUGUCAAGCACUGGCCUGCCAUCUCCGUUUCUGACUCAAACUGUUCCCGCUCAGAGUGCGUAAUUCUACGUUAAUAUGUUAGUAUAAUUCAGUACAUUAUUUUAUUUUUAAACUGAAUUAAUUAAACUGAAAAGUAACUCGCAUUACUUUUUUUAAAAGUAACUCAAAUAUUAAUGCAUACAUUUAUAAAGUAAUGCGUUACUUUACUCAUUACUUCAGAAAAGUAAUAUUAUUACGUAAUGCACGUUACUUGUAAUGCGUUACCCCGAUACAUAUUAGGAUCUUUUACCAUAGUGACAGCUUGGGACCAUUUUAGUUUAACAUAGACUUUAUACAUUUAGACACAAAGCAAAAUGUAGAACCAUCUGCAAGUCUUGUUAUUUUAAAUAUGAUUUCUAUUAUGAAUGGACACAUAUUUAUGUCAUGAAUACACACUGAAUCACACUGACUGUCACAGAUUUAGUCAAGGCUGUUAUGAAAAAACCUCAGAUGCUUAUGCAGUGGAAGUUUACAAUUUUUAUCAUAAAUUGUUUUUAAUGUGUUUGCACUCGGUAAAAAAACGAUAUGUUAAUUUUUUCUUUGUGUUAUGAAUGAUUAUGUUUUAUUUGCAAUUUUCACAUUUGGGUCAGUGACAAAAACUGUUUGGCAAGAUGAUAAAUUAUUAUUAUAAAAAAAUAAAAACUUGUUUUAAAGACAUGCAUCAGGUUUAUUUCAAUGCACAUUGUAUUUAAGUUAAUUUUAUGUAAUAAAAAAUUAC
This is a messenger RNA of Paramisgurnus dabryanus, 2545 nucleotides long. Its product is annotated as free fatty acid receptor 3-like. Gene Ontology annotation, biological process: G protein-coupled receptor signaling pathway; cellular response to fatty acid. Gene Ontology annotation, molecular function: G protein-coupled receptor activity. Lineage: Eukaryota; Metazoa; Chordata; Actinopteri; Cypriniformes; Cobitidae. Gene Ontology annotation, cellular component: plasma membrane. The record is from RefSeq and is a predicted model, not a curated record.